AUGAGAGGUUUGGUUGGCCCUGAGCGGAAUCGAACUAGCACCGUGCUCGUGAUAACUAACAUUACUACCACUGUACUAUCCAUCCCUUUUUUGGUAGUUAUACUAGUUGAAGUGGAAACUCGUCUUGGAAAGAUCACAGGACAAGAGUCAAUAUUUCUCUACAAAAGGGUGCGAUCUUUUUUGAGUGUUCCCUACGCCGAACCACCCAUUGGACAGCAGCGAUUUCGACCGCCAAAACCAAAAAAACCGUGGAAUGAGACGAUCGUAGCAAAUACACUGUCGCCAGCAUGUUACCAAGGGCGAGACAUGUAUAAUACGUCGUUCUGGGGAUCAGAAAUGUGGAAUCACAACACUCCUGUCAGUGAAGAUUGCCUUUAUCUUAACAUUUGGACUCCAGGAGAAGCAUACAAUCUCACCGUCAUGGUGUGGCUCUUCGGUGGCGGUUACUACUCUGGAAGUCCGUCGUUGAUUCUCUAUGAUGGAAAGGCCUUAGCAUUGCUGGGUAAUGUAAUAGUAGUUAAUGUCAAUUACCGAGUUGGUCCGUUUGGAUACCUCUUCAUGGACGACGAUGAGGCGCCCGGUAACGUCGGAAUGCUCGAUCAGCAACUGGCGUUGUACUGGAUUCGUGACAACAUCUUCAACUUCGGUGGUAAUCCGAGCCGGAUCACAUUGUUUGGAGAGAGUGCCGGCGCAUCCAGCAUCGUCGCUCAUCUUAUAGCUCCUGGAUCAGAAAAUUUAUUCAAAAACGGCAUCCUGCAAUCUGGAAGCUUGGAUAAUAAGUGGUCAAUGGAUACCCCAAGUAGAGGACUGGAUAAAAGCAAACAGUUGGCAAAUCUCGUCGGCUGCAAUAGGACGAAAGUUCGUGAACAAAUGAUUUCGUGUCUUCGUUCUGCUCCAGCUCAGCUUCUAGUCGACAACAUUUGGAACCUCAAUCUCAGCUUCAUCGAGUUUCCUUUCGUCAUCGUAUCCAGAGAUCGAAACUUUUUUCGACAUAAAGAUGGAUUUACAUCGUUAAGGAACGGAGAGUGCGCCCAUCACGUGAAUUUGAUGAUCGGUAUUAACCAUGAUGAAGGAAAUUUCUGGAACAUCUACAAUCUUGCCAACUAUUUCGACAAGUCCGAGCAGCCGGAACUAAGUCGAAAUGAGUUUCAUGACUGCAUCGAAAGAGCGUUUGCCUCUCAACCUGAGCUGGUUAGGAGCGCUGCAAAGCACGUUUACUCGGAUCCGAACUGCACCGAUCCAAACAAAAAGUCACAGUUCUACGCUGAACAGGUUAAUCAGAUGGUAGGCGAUUACUUUUUCACUUGUGAUAGCAUUUGGCUGGCCGAUCAAAUCAGUCGGUAUGACGGCCACCAUGGUCGUGUCUACAUCUAUUACUUCGAUCAGCCUUCGAGUGCUAAUCCGUGGCCGAAAUGGACCGGCGUAAUGCAUGGUUACGAGAUUGAAUAUGUGUUUGGAGUGCCGAUUUACAACGAAACCGCCGGCUACACAAAGGCAGAGCAGUUGCUGUCAAAGAAGGUCAUCCAGUACUGGAGUUCCUUUGCUGCUACAGGUGUUCCACGAUUAAAGGACUCUAAAUCAACCGAUGUUUGGCCCGAAUAUGACGGUAUCAACAACACGAGGUGGAUGCUGUUGAAAGGCGGUUCUUAUUUGAAACCAAUAGGUGCGAGGAAAAAAGUCGAAUGUGACCUAUGGAGACACGCGAAGGACAUCGAAUACAACUCGUACGGUACGUGUGUUACCACCCAUUGCAAAAAACUAUCCUAUGAUUGUCGGUUGUCUGUAUUCGUGAAUUCCAGUGGCCAAACUUCGGUUCUCGUCUGCUACCAAGAUUUCGUUGCUGUCGUCAAUUUUCGUUCUGGUGCUCUUAUAGUACAUUAUUUUAGCUACCAUGGAGGAGUCACCACAUCCUUUUAA
Messenger RNA from Angiostrongylus costaricensis, 1917 nucleotides. Lineage: Eukaryota; Metazoa; Nematoda; Chromadorea; Rhabditida; Metastrongylidae. The record is from the annotation of a GenBank genome assembly.